Nylanderia fulva is the source of this 217-nucleotide messenger RNA. Lineage: Eukaryota; Metazoa; Arthropoda; Insecta; Hymenoptera; Formicidae. The record is from RefSeq and is a predicted model, not a curated record.
CUGAGCAGUUCGAAGUGUGUAAAAAAACACGUGUAGACAUGGGGUUCCAGAAUAUUUGGUAUUCUCAUCCACGAAAAUACGGUCAAGGAUCAAGAUCCUGCCGUGCCUGUGCAAAUAGACAUGGGCUUAUUCGCAAAUAUGGCCUGAACAUCUGCCGGCAGUGCUUUAGGGAAUAUGCCGCUGACAUUGGUUUCAAGAAGCUGGAUUAAAUAUACAA